CAGCAGCAGCAGCAGCAGCAGCAGCAGCAGCAGCUGCUCCGCUGACGCCACGAUUCUGCUGAGGCUUGAACCAGAAAAUGGACGCUUCCUGCCACCUCGCCGUGUCUCUGUAGAAGCCAGCUGCUCUUUCACCGACUCCACCUGAGGAAUUUAGACUUUUCUAUGGUUUUCGUACCAACUGAGUCGGGAAUCUUCCCCUCACAAAACGCCGGUGUCUAUCGAAGUGCGUCUGUUUUGGUUUGGAAGCUACACAGCCGGCUAGGUGGCUAAUGCUAGCAGCAGACAGUGGGCUGUCAAUUUAGCUAGCUAACAAGAAGCUAGCGCGAAGAAACCUUUACGUUGGGACCAUAAAUUAUUCCCAGUGAUCUGUUUUUUUUGGGGCGGAAUGUCACAGGUGGGAGUCGGAGCAAAGGCUCAACCUUCAGGCAUGGCCCGGCUCUGAGCUGGAUGCUGCUGGUGAUGGCACAAGGGGCUGACAUUGGCGAAAUGCCCUCCUUUGACCCGAGGUCCAGUUCAGAAGCAAAGAAGAGAUCCGCUGGUUCUUGUUUUGAUGCAAGAGAUGAGCCCAUGAGAAAAAUGCCGGUGACAAAGUUCGGUGGCAGACCUCGAUUUGAGCCUGUUCAGUUUGUCAGUGGUGGAACCAGUGCAGGCACGGGUACUGAUGAGAAGGAGAACGAUAAGGAGCGAAGGAAGAGUGAGUCUCACGGCAUAAGGCCGUGGGACUCUCAGCCGUCUUAUGGCAGCGGCGGCAGAUUGCAGGACUUCUAUGAUCAAGGCCUGCGGCAUCCGUCAGACUCCUGGGGUUCACACAGAGACGGUGAUGGAGAUGUUUUCUCAGGUAGUGGACUUGGUUAUGGAGGUGGGGGAUCCUCAAACUUCAUGGCCAAAACACAGCAGGAAUACACAGCCAAAUAUGAAGCCCAUGCCUCCGGCUGUAGCUUAGAUUCUUACGCCCAGCCUCAGAGGUACAAUGGAUAUGGCAGUGGGAACAGAAAAGGAGGCUGGGAUUCUGGAGGUCAGGGUUUGGGGUACAGUAAUCAGUACAGGCCGUCAUCAAGCAGGCCAUUUAGCAAAAUCUACAACAGCCUGGGCAGAAGCCCUCAGAGCACGAUCCAUUCCGGGUCCCUGCAGCCCCAUCCAAUAUCUCAAUCAACGCUCGAUGAAAAGCAGAGGCUGAUUUUCAGUGUGUCUAAUGCAAUGGCUGCAGUGCUUAGGGACCCUGUGUUGCUGACUGGAAGUGACACGCCAAACUAUAACUUUAUGUUGAGCCGCAGCAUCCAGGCCUGCAAAACAAACCCAGAGUACAUUUAUGUCAACCUGAAGGAUAUUCCUCAGGCUGACCUGCCAAAGAACAGGAAGGUACCAGCGGAUGGCUACGCUUGCGAACUGAGAUGUCAGGGGGUUUAUCUCGCUACUGGGUACUCCGGCAGUAAAAACGGAGCCAGGGACAGAGCUUCUGAGCAGGCUGUGAAGCUUUUCCUGAAACCAGUGGAGGUCCGUGUUGUGCAGCGUAAAUACAGACACGGAACGGUGAACGACAUGGUCGUGUGCCAGGCUUACGCCCCGACGCCAGCUCUCGUUCCAGCACUACGAAGCCCAGACGAUAAAUCUGCGCCCAGCUCGAAGGGUCAGUUUGAACCCGACAGAGGUAAACACUGGUCAGAAUUUGUGGUCAUUGAUAACGCUCACGACGCGAUCUGCAUAUUAAACAACUCUGCCGCUUUCAAUCGGAUGAAGAUAGACUACAGGUUUGAUCCCAUACCCAGCAACGGAAUGUGGAUGUGCAGCGUUUUUGUGCAGGGUGAGAUGGUAGCACAGGCAACGGGGACUAAGAAGAGCUCAAAGCAUUCUGCAGCUGAAGAAGCUGUGAGGAAACUUCGUAUGAACCAAGCACAUCGACAAAGGCACCACCAGCACAAACCAGAGCCACCGCACAUAGGAGGAAACAAUCGCUCUGACUACGGUGGGGUUUUCGGACAGCAAGCGGGCCGAAAGAAGCAUUUGAGUGAACUGGUGAUCUUGGAAAACUCUGACAAUGCAAUUUGUAUAAUCAAUGAUACUGCUCAGUUCAAUAAAGUAACUGCGGAUUACAAGUUUUCAGUUCUACAAGAUCAUCGCUGGAGGUGUGAAGUUUACCUUGAAGGACAGUUUGUCGCUGCAGGAAUCGGGCCAAAGAAAACAGUAAAGCACAUUGCAGCGCAGGAAGCGUUGGCCACCUUGAAGCAGACCCAGGCCGUGGUCAAAUCCAACUUGUGGAAGGAAGGACACAGCGAUGCAAUAUCCCGCUCUCAGAUCCUGGCUCGCUCGAGCGAGGAGGCCAUGAGGCAGGAGAUAAAGGAGGACAAUAUUGGAAACCAGCUGCUCCGGAAGAUGGGCUGGAAGGGAGGCGGGCUGGGCAGAGACGGGGAAGGCAUCGCAGAGCCUAUCCGAGUCAAGGAGCAGUUUUCCAGGGAAGGGUUGGGCAUGGACACGGACAAGGCGGGGACUCAGUUAAACAAGCGCGACAUUGAGGAGAUCAUUCGGAACUACGCCACCUCCGACCGCCAGGACGACCUGCGCUUCUCCACAGACCUCACCAAUGACGAACGCAAGCAGAUUCAUCAGAUAUCUCAAAAAUAUGGUUUACGUAGCAAAUCCUAUGGACAGGGGUGGCAGCGGUUCCUGGUUGUGAGUCGAAAAGUUCAUAAAGACCAGCUGAUCGAUCAGCUGCUACAGGAAGGACAGGUGGGACGAUACGAGCUUGUUAAACCUCAGGCCUCCCACUGAAGUCCCAUCGUCAUUACAUGGAACCACUCUGGUCUAACUUCUAGUGCAGCUGCACUUUUGUGUACUCUUUGUGUAGCAAAUUUCCAUUACGUUGAUUAGCAGCAACAGUUUUUGCAUUCCUUAAAUACUUUAGCAGGAGACUGUAAGAUGAAUAUUCUUUUUUCCUUCAAUUUCUGAGCUUAAUGUCAGUACUUUAUCAAUUGCCUUAGCUUCAGUUAUGUUGCUUUUGUCACCAAAAUCAAUGUUUGUGAAUAUUUCAUAAUCUGGUGGCAGAAUAAGAUGGUUGAAACAUUGUGGACAAGUUACCAUUAACGUGAGGAUUAAAACAGCAUUAUCUCUUAACCGUAGCUAACAGUCUCCUACCAGUCGCACUGUAAUAAAUCUGCAAUAUCUUUUUUAUUAACACCUCAAUAUCAUCCAGUGAGCUGCACUAGAUAUGAAAAACCCUCCAAACUGUGAUCUUUGUUAAAUGUGUUUGAGUAUAGUUGACCUGUCUGCUCAUUUUCACAGCUGUAAGUACAGAAAACAAUAAAACGGGAAGUCAUUACUGAA
Oryzias latipes (Japanese medaka) is the source of this 3318-nucleotide messenger RNA. It is a transcript of the gene nkrf, whose product is annotated as NFKB repressing factor. The record is from RefSeq and is a predicted model, not a curated record. Gene Ontology annotation, cellular component: nucleolus; nucleoplasm. Lineage: Eukaryota; Metazoa; Chordata; Actinopteri; Beloniformes; Adrianichthyidae. Gene Ontology annotation, molecular function: nucleic acid binding.